CUAUUACUCCUAUAUUCCUAUGUUGUAUACUCCUGAAAAUUUCUGAUUUUGAAAUAUGCUCACUAUAGGACAAUAAAAGAAACAGAAAGAAGGAGAGGAGAGAGAAAGUGUGAUAGAGGAGUUGUACCAGGCAGGUACAACGCCCCACGAUCUUCUCCAAAUUUCCAUUUUUUCUGACACUACCACAAACUCCAAGCUCUACUAAAAUCCCUCAUGCCUUUUUCACAGAAAGGCAAAAUCAACACAUUCUCCACCAAAAGAAACGUAUACUGACAGUGAAGUUAGCAAACUGUUUGUAGAAGUUUAAGAUGGGUGACUCGGAAACUAUGGAAGCAGUUUUGAAAGAUGCUGUAGAGUUGGAGAAUGUUCCUGUAGAGGAGGUCUUUAAGCAACUAAGGUGUGAUAGAUAUGGUCUUACACCGGAGGCUGCUGAACACCGACUUGAAAUUUUCGGACCCAACAAGCUUGAAGAGAAGGAGGACAGUAAGUUUCUGAGGUACCUCGGGUUCAUGUGGAACCCUCUUUCUUGGGUGAUGGAAGCUGCAGCAAUCAUGGCAAUCGCUCUUGCCAAUGGAGGAGGGAAGCCUCCUGAUUGGCAGGACUUCGUUGGAAUUGUUAUACUUCUGUUUAUCAAUUCAACAAUUAGUUACAUUGAAGAGACUAAUGCAGGUAACGCCGCAGCUGCUCUAAUGGCACGUUUGGCUCCCAAAUCUAAGGUGCUUCGUGAUGGAAUUUGGAGUGAGCAGGAUGCAGCUGUACUCGUUCCAGGUGACAUUAUUUCUAUUAAGCUUGGUGAUAUCAUCCCAGCCGAUGCUCGUCUCCUGGAAGGGGAUCCCUUGAAGAUUGAUCAGUCUUCACUCACUGGGGAGUCACUGCCUGUGACCAAACACCCGGGUGAUGGUGUCUAUUCAGGUUCUACAUGCAAACAGGGAGAAAUAGAAGCUGUUGUCAUUGCAACGGGUGUGCAUACGUUCUUUGGCAAGGCUGCUCACCUUGUAGACUCCACAAACCAAGUUGGCCACUUCCAAAAGGUCUUGACUGCUAUUGGGAACUUCUGUAUCUGUUCUAUUGCUGCGGGAAUGUUGGCGGAGAUAAUAGUUAUAUAUGCAAUUCAACACCGUCCAUAUCGUGUUGGAAUUGAUAACCUAUUAGUGCUUCUCAUUGGCGGAAUUCCUAUCGCUAUGCCAACAGUUUUAUCUGUUACCAUGGCUAUAGGUUCCCAUCGCUUAUCUGAGCAGGGUGCAAUUACAAAGAGAAUGACAGCUAUAGAGGAAAUGGCAGGAAUGGAUGUGCUUUGCAGUGACAAAACUGGAACUCUGACAUUAAAUAAGCUGUCUGUUGACAAGAACCUUGUGGAGGUUUUUGUCAAAGAAGUUGAUGCAGAUACAGUGGUAUUGAUGGCAGCUCAAGCCUCUCGAAUGGAGAACCAAGAUGCAAUAGAUGCUGCUAUAGUUGGGACAUUAGCUGAUCCUAAGGAGGCUCGUCUAGGCAUUGAAGAAGUUCAUUUUCUUCCUUUUAAUCCAAAUGACAAGCGAACAGCUCUGACAUACAUUGACAGUGACGGGAUGCACAGAGUUAGCAAAGGUGCACCAGAGGAGAUCUUAAAUCUUGUCCAUAAUAAAUUGGAGAUAAAGCACAAAGUUCAUGCGGUGAUAGAUAAGUAUGCAGAGCGAGGACUAAGAUCUCUUGCUGUGGCAUACCAGGAGGUUCCUGAUGGUACAAGGGACAGUUCUGGAGGUCCGUGGCAGUUAAUUGGCCUCCUGCCUCUUUUUGACCCACCACGAAAUGAUAGUGCAGACACAAUACGAAGGGCACUAGACCUAGGAGUGAAUGUGAAAAUGAUUACAGGUGACCAAUUGGCAAUUGCCAAGGAAACAGGGCGUCGACUGGGAAUGGGUACUAAUAUGUAUCCUUCAGCCGCAUUGCUAGGACAGGAGAAGGAUGAGGCUCUUGCUGCUUUACCCAUUGAUGAGCUAAUCGAGAAAGCUGAUGGUUUUGCUGGUGUCUUUCCCGAGCAUAAAUAUGAUAUUGUGAAACGCUUGCAAGCAAGAAACCAUAUAUGUGGAAUGACGGGUGAUGGAGUUAAUGAUGCUCCUGCUCUUAAGAAAGCUGACAUAGGCAUAGCUGUUGCUUGUGCGACUGAUGCAGCUCGCAGUGCUUCUGACAUUGUCUUGACAGAACCCGGACUUAGUGUCAUAAUUAGUGCUGUUUUGACAAGCAGGUCAAUUUUCCAGAGAAUGAAAAAUUACACUAUCUAUGCAGUUUCUAUUACAGUACGUGUUGUGUUAGGGUUCAUGCUACUGGCUCUCAUAUGGAAGUUUGAUUUCCCACCCUUCAUGGUGCUGGUAAUUGCCAUCCUCAAUGAUGGUACAAUCAUGACGAUAUCAAAAGAUCGGGUUAAACCAUCCCCCCAUCCAGACAGUUGGAAGCUGUCGGAGAUAUUUACCACUGGAAUUGUUCUUGGCAGCUACUUAGCGAUGAUGACCGUCCUUUUCUUCUGGGCUGCAUAUAAAACAGAUUUUUUCCCUCGCACAUUUGGGGUGCCAACGCUUGAAAAAACAACUCAUGAUGACUACAGAAAGCUUGCCUCAGCUGUAUACCUACAAGUCAGCAUCAGUAGCCAGGCCCUGAUAUUUGUGACUCGAUCUAGAAGCUGGUCUUUUUUUGAGCGCCCUGGCCUGUGGCUGGUGUCAGCUUUUAUUGCGGCUCAGCUGAUCGCAACACUGAUUGCUGUGUAUGCAAAUUGGGCUUUUGCUGCGAUUGAGGGAAUUGGAUGGGGUUGGGCUGGUGUAAUUUGGCUUUACAACCUUGUAUUCUACCUUCCCCUUGAUGUUCUCAAGUUUGCUACCCGGUAUGCUCUCAGCGGGAAGGGAUGGGAUCUUCUCAUUGAGCAAAGAAUUGCAUUCACAAGUCAAAAGAACUUUGGUAAAGAAGCAAGGGAACUCAAAUGGGCUCAUGCUCAUAGGACACUCCAUGGACUGCAUCCACCUGAAACCAAGAUGUUUACUGACAGAAGCCGCGCUUCAGAGCUUAACCAACUCGCUGAAGAGGCAAAGAGACGAGCUGAAAUUGCAAGGCUUCAGGAGCUGCAUACUCUAAAAGGACACGUGGAGUCGGUGAUUAAGCUGAAGGGUCUUGAUAUUGGUUCAAUUCAGCAAGCAUACACAGUGUGAUGAGUACGUAGAUGAUUUAAUUGAUCUUCUUCGUACAGAAUCCAGCUUGGCUAUGGUAUUGGUUAGAACUUAGAAGCUGAACACAAGUGCAUAGAGAUCAAAGUCAAAUCGAUAUAGCAUAUGCUACUCUGAAUAGUAUAUGUACAAACUGCUCUGAAUAGUCUGACGUACAAACUGGUCUAAUGUUUGACAUUCAGCAUAUGUAAAUUUGCUGAUCUGAAAUAAGCUAAGAGGCGUUUGAAUUA
This is a messenger RNA of Spinacia oleracea (spinach), 3418 nucleotides long. RefSeq names its product ATPase 11, plasma membrane-type. Bases 309 to 3173 code for a protein of 954 amino acids. Lineage: Eukaryota; Viridiplantae; Streptophyta; Magnoliopsida; Caryophyllales; Amaranthaceae. Gene Ontology annotation, biological process: proton export across plasma membrane. Gene Ontology annotation, molecular function: ATP hydrolysis activity; P-type proton-exporting transporter activity; ATP binding. Gene Ontology annotation, cellular component: membrane. The record is from RefSeq and is a predicted model, not a curated record. The transcript is spliced from 22 exons.